Messenger RNA from Wyeomyia smithii (pitcher-plant mosquito), 1518 nucleotides. RefSeq lists its product as uncharacterized. The record is from RefSeq and is a predicted model, not a curated record. The coding region runs from base 1 to 1518 and encodes 505 amino acids. The transcript has a single exon. NCBI's taxonomy places the organism in Eukaryota, Metazoa, Arthropoda, Insecta, Diptera, Culicidae.
AUGGGUAGAAAACAUCACGUCCACCCAAGACCAGACUUCGUGAUGAGAACGUUGUUACUUGGACCAAAUUUCAACGUACAGAAUAAAACAAAAAUCCCAUAUGUGGAAAUAGUGGCAGGGAUCGAGAAAGGGAUACGAUCAAAAGAGAAUGCGGACGAGAUUCGGGGGGAAAUUUCUACAGCAAUAACGAACCAUAUAAAUUCCACGAGACAACCGAGGCACGGCAAGCUGGAAUGGAUGGAAAAGGACAUUUCGGCGACAAAACAGUACCUGAAGGAACACCCAAAUCUGAUCAUCACAAAGGCGGACAAAGGCAAUAAAACAGUAAAAAUGGAAGCUGAAAACUACCACAUGAAAAUGAUGGAGUUGCUAAAUGAUAGGGAGACAUACCAGAAAUUGAAAAAAGAUCCGGCCAAUAAGGUACAAAAAGCCAUCAACGCAAUGGCCGAUGGGUGGCUGCAACAUAAGUACAUAGAGAAAAGCAGCCACCGAAGCAUCAAAUCAUCGAGUAGCAACCCACUCCGGAUAUAUGGAUUACCUAAAAUUCAUAAGGAAGGCAUACCGUUGAGACCGGUUGUUUCAACAAUCGGUUCGGCAACAUACAACAUGGCUCAGUUUUUGUCGAGCAUAUUGGGUAACAUUGUUGGGAAAACCGAACACCAUGUGAAAAACAGCUUCGAGUUUGCCCAACAAGUAGCAGGAAUGCAGAUUCCCGAUGAGCAUGUCCUGUUCUCUUUGGAUGUCAAGUCGCUGUACACGAAUAUUUCAGUACAAUUUGCGUUGGAGUGUAUAAGGGAAAGGUGGAGCGAGGUGGAGGAGCACACGAAGAUCGACAGACGAAGCUUCCUGGCAGCGGUUAGGUUGGUAUUGGAUUCAACGUACUUUACCUAUCGUGGAACCUACCACAUGCAAAAAUUCGGAGUACCAAUGGGAUCACCUCUAUCGCCGGUGAAAGCCAACCUUGUGAUGGAACGCCUGGAACAGGAGUGUAUGUACAAGGCAGAGCAGAAACAAAUAGGUAUGCUUGUGUAUAGGCGGUACGUAGAUGAUUGCUUUUGCAUCGCACGGGAGGGUCAUGUUGACCAAAUUUUGGCAACAUUUAAUGAUUUUCACGACAGGCUUCAGUUUACCGUGGAAAGGGAGGAAAGUGGUCGGCUUAAAUUCCUGGACAUGAUGCUAAUUAGAAGAAACGGAAUUGUGGAGAAGAGCUGGUUACCCAAACAGGAAAAAGGGCGGUAUUUGGACUUCAACUCUGAAAGCCCAUUUACGCAUAAGCGCAACACGGCAGUGGCCCUUGUGGACAGAGCAAUCAAAUUGACUGAUGCGGAAAAUCGUCCGCAGGCGAUAAAAAAGGUCAAAAAUAUUUUGAAAUGCAACAACUAUCCUGAGUGGUUCGUCCAAAACGUUCUGGCACAAAGGGUACACAAACACUACAACGAACUUCAAAAUAAUGGUGAAAAAGAAGAGACCAAAUAUGUUACGACGCCGUAUGUUCCAUGCUUGAGUUUGACGGGUUGA